UCCGUCUAUGGCUGCCUAACCCCACUCCAACCAUCAGAUCCGAUCUUCCCACUGCGCAAUAGCUUCAUGCAGUCUGGUUUGACUCCAUAGGGCUUGGAACUAUUGAACGCCUCCUCAGCCGCUCCUGCAGCUGAUGUUUGAGGAGCCAAAUUCAGCCAGCCUCGUUACUUGAACGAAAUCAUCCUCCAGGUUCUCUACUUAAAGCCAUGGAUAACUCUCGCCUGGUUCCUCCUCGCCCCCUCUCAUCUCCACGGCCAUCACCAUGGGUUUUUCCACUUCCUCAAAAAAUAUCCACUUGCGCAACAUCCCCAACAACGGGGAUGGUCUGCACAUCACCAACUUGUGUGCGGAAUGCAAGGAUGACAAGGGCAACUGGCACUAUCGUGAGAUCACCCUCGACUGGCACAUCGGGGUGGACACGCCAACGGGCCGAUUUCUGCUGGACUCGCUGCAUAUCACCAACCACGCCUCCAAGCUAGAGCUCACAGCCGGAGGGGCGGUGUUGAUCUGCACCAUGAACGCCUUCUACAACCACCGCGUGAACAUCCUAGCCCUAGAUAUGAUCUUUCACAACGACGGGGGCGACUUAGUCUAUCAGCUGCCUCCGCGAAACGUGCGCUCGCGCCUGACGCACCUGACGCUGAGACCUAUGGCCGUCCUUCAGGGCUUUGCGUUUACCCGCUACGGCACCCUGUGCCCGACCUCCCUGGACCUGGACGACCAUCUGGGCAACGAGAACGGCAUCCUCAAGCCGAAGAAGAACGGCAACUUCAGCCACAGCGCCUAUGAUCUGUGCCUUGACGGCAGCUGGACGCUCUGCUGCCUGUUGGAGGACUGGCACCGCAACUUGAAUUCGAUCAGCUGCUGGGAGCUGAUGGAGAAUUGGGUCAGUAUCACUGAUGAGGGUCAGCUCGUCAUGCAGGAUCCUGCCGGCACCUGGGAUCUCCGGGGUCCGUUCUUCCGGCUGCUCGAGGAUAUCCCCAUCAUCGGCUAUGUUGUGGCGGGCAUCGACGAACUGGAAGGCGACCACAAUGAGGCUAUCCGCGCUGCGGCGGAGUGCACUUACGCGACCAUUUGCCUCGCUGCGGCCCUUGUUGGCGGGGCCCUGCUGGGGCCAGUGGGGGCGGCGGUAGCUUCCGGGGUGGCUGGGUAUGCCGGCAUGUACGCCAAGCAAGCCAUCGGGAAGCAUAUUGGCGACCCCAAAAUGCGGAACGAGGUCACGGCCAUCACGAUCUAUCGGGUGCUCGUAGCGGAGCUGACGAUGAUCGCCGGGGUGGGGCUCGGGGAGGUAUCCGGGGCGUUUGUGGACCUGCUCAGCGACGAGCUUAUGGCCUCGGGCCUCGAGGCGCUGGCCUCGGACAUGGCCAAGUGGCUAGGCAAGAAGGCGUUGAAAAAACUGGCCAAGAAGGAUCUGGAAAUCAUCGUUAAGAACCUGGUCGAUGCCAUCCAGCACGGCAAGUCCGAGGACGACAUCAAGCAUAUGUUCGGCGACUGGGACAAUGACGGCGUGGACCUGUUGAACGACCCGACCCCUCCUCCCCCGCCUCCGCCGCGACCACGCCCCCCCAUUGACGAAGACACCAACGCGGAAGCGGGGUGCGAAGGCAUCGUCACGCCCCGAGACCCGCCGUAUGACCCUACUCAGGACCCUGAAGUCGACUUCGGCCACAUCGGCUGGGACGAAAGCGGCGGCGGCACCGGGCUGCAGCGGCAAAAGCGGAAGCGGGACCGCAUGUGCCACCACGGCGGGAUCCUGGCAUCUACACCUGGCGGGGCCAUCCAACCUAGGGCCCAAAUCGCACCAGGCAUCCACCCCACCACCGCCAGCACCCCGGCUCACACCCUUUCCCUCAACGGCGACUCCCUCACCAUCCCCGACUCCUGGGCCCAAGAAUGCCUCUUCCGCCUGGACAUGACCCGCCUCCUCGCUGGGGGGCACUCCGACGCAAACACGAACAUCAACUUCUACGCCGACGACGGCUACACCCUGCGCCUGCACAUCUCCUUCCGCCCCGCCACCCAAAACUUGCAUCUCUCGCAGUGGUGGGACGGCAGCUGGCGCAGCGCGUGGUGGGCUCCCUUCGACGAGGUGUUUGCCGACAUGGAGGCCGGCCAGGCCGGCUGGCUGCGCGUCUCCCGUGAGGCCGCCGUGAAGUAUCAGUUCGAGACAUUUCAGCUGGGUAAAAACAAUGAGCCUGUGCACGGGGCGUCUUGGACAGUGCACGCGCCUGCGAAGACGGUGGAGUGUGUUAGGUUUGAGGGGUCGGCGGGGCUUUUGGGGGGGAGCUUGGACGUUUGGUUAUAA
This is a messenger RNA of Aspergillus homomorphus CBS 101889, 2305 nucleotides long. RefSeq lists its product as uncharacterized. Bases 263 to 2305 code for a protein of 680 amino acids. The record is from RefSeq and is a predicted model, not a curated record. NCBI's taxonomy places the organism in Eukaryota, Fungi, Ascomycota, Eurotiomycetes, Eurotiales, Aspergillaceae. The transcript is spliced from 5 exons.